Messenger RNA from Camelina sativa (false flax), 1676 nucleotides. Its product is annotated as putative flavonol synthase 5. The record is from RefSeq and is a predicted model, not a curated record. NCBI's taxonomy places the organism in Eukaryota, Viridiplantae, Streptophyta, Magnoliopsida, Brassicales, Brassicaceae.
AACCCAGAGAACAAUUACUUAUUAGAGUGUGGGAGCGUUUGCCAACUACGUACUAGUUGUCUUUAUUUUUGUUGAUAUAUUCGUAAUUCUAAAAUGUUACAUCCGAAUAUUGGUCCCAUUUAUUAUAUUAAUUGAGAUGAUCGUACUUAUACCCUAUUUAAGCCCUUUGUAGCCUUCUCUUAUCCUUCUCACACCUAUCACUAUAAGGAAAAACCAACUUGGACACUAGAGUGAAGCCAUGCAAGACGAGAGAAACCACAACACAUCUCCUACGUCUUUCCCAUAUUCGAGCAAGCAGUUGGCGAGCUCAACUCAGGGAGGAAACUCCGACGUUCCCGUGGUUGAUCUAAGCGUUUCUGAUGAAGAGCUUUUGGUGCGUGAGGUGACGGAAGCGAGCCAAGAAUGGGGAGUUUUUCAGGUGGUUAACCACGGAAUUCCAACGGAGCUGAUGCAGCAGCUUCAAGUGGUUGGGAAGCAGUUUUUCGACCUCCCGGAGGCAGAAAAGAAAGCCGUGGCCAAAGAGGAAGACUUCGAAGGAUACAAGAGGAACUAUCUAGAAGGCAUUGACGCUUGGGACGAACAUCUGUUUCACAGACUCUCCCCACCCUCUAUCAUCAACUAUAAAUAUUGGCCUAAGAAUCCUCCCCAAUACAGGGAGGUGAAUGAGGAGUACACAAGGCAUAUGAAAAAGUUAGCUGAAAAAAUUCUUGGUUGGUUAUCAGAGGGAUUAGGGUUACCAACCGUGGCGUUGACGCAAAGUUUAGGUGGCGAAACGGCAGAGUAUUUGAUUAGGAUCAAUUACUAUCCGCCGUCUCCAAAAUCAGAACUAGCCUUAGGAGGCCCGGCGCACACCGAUAUAGGGGCACUCGCACUCCUCGUCCCCAAUGAGGUCCCUGGACUUCAAGUCUUCAAGGACGAACAAUGGUUGGACGUUGAGUAUAUCAACUCAGCUGUGGUUGUUUUCAUCGGCGAUCAACUCAUGAGGAUGACCAACGGGAGAUUCAAGAACGUGCUUCAUAGAGCAACGUUGAAUAAGGAAAGAUUGAGGAUUUCGUGGCCGGUUUUUGUUUCCCCUAGGCAUGAUAUGUUGGUUGGACCUUUGCCGGAGCUUAUAGGAGACGAGAAUCCUCCCAAAUUCGAGACUUUAGUUUUUAAAGACUAUUCGCAACAGACGAUAGAAAACUGGGAGGUCGACUUGCUAUAUAGUUUAUAGAGAAUCCUCUCUACUGAAAAUCCCAUGAACAAAGAAUCCUUCAAUACAAUUAUGAUGAACUGUCCAAGUCUUUCGUAUCUACUUUUUUUUUUUUUUGGAUAAGGCGAAGAUGAGAAUCUCGUGGCCUGUUUCUGUGGAAUCUAGCCUUGAGCUAAUUUCUGGCGACGAUAGUGCUCCCAAGUUUAAGCCUUACGUCUACAAACACUUCAAAUCUCGUAAGCUGAAGAAGCUUAGUCUUGACUUGACUGAGAAGAAAAUCUCAUAACAGAGAAACAGAGAUGAGUUUCUCAUCAUGUAAAACUUGUUUCUUUAUUGGGUUUAUUGCGUCUUCUUCAAUAAUAAGUGCUGAAGUGUUAUUUAAUUAUCAAAUUACAGCAUUGUGUGUCAUGUGUCGUGUCGUGUUCGUAAUUUAAUAUGAUUAAAUUUGGAUUGUAAUGUUUUAACCACAUUAUCUGUUAUCAAA